AUGGAAUCACAAAAUGAUACACAAAUUUCAGAAUUUCUUCUUGUGGGAUUAUCAAAGGAACCAGAACUGCAACCCCUCAUAUUUGGGCUUUUCCUCUCCAUGUACCUGAUCACUGUGUUUGGGAACUUGCUCAUCUUCAUGGCUGUCAGCUCAGACUCCCAUCUCCACACCCCCAUGUACUUCUUCCUCUCCAACCUGUCCUUUGUAGACAUCUGUUUAAUCUCCACCACCAUCCCAAAGACGCUGUGGAACAUCCAGUCACAGAGCAAAGAUAUAACGUAUGCAGGCUGCAUCAGCCAGAUACACUUUUUACUAUUCUUUGCAGGGUUGGACGACCUUCUCCUGGUUGCGAUGGCCUAUGAUCGGUAUGUGGCCAUCUGUCACCCCCUGCAAUACACAGUCAUCAUGAACCCUCGGCUCUGUGGACUGCUGGUGCUGCUGUGCUGGGUGAUGAGUGCCCUGAAUUCCUUGUUACAAAGUUUAAUGAUGUUGCGACUGUCCUUCUGUAGAGUCUUGGAGAUCCCCCACUUUUUCUGUGAACUCAAUCAGGUGAUCCGCCGUGCCUGUUGUGACACCUUUCUGAACGAUGUGGUGAUGUAUUCUUCAGCAGGGGUGAUAGGUGGAGGUCCAUUUGUUGGGAUACUUUUUUCUUACUCUAAGAUAGUUUCCUCCAUACGAGGAAUUCCAUCAACUCAGGGGAAGUAUAAAGCAUUUUCCACUUGUACCUCUCACCUCUCAGUUGUUGCCUUAUUUUAUUGUACAGCCCUAGCAGUUUACCUCAGCCCUGCUGCUACCCAUAGCUCACAGCCCAAUGUAACAGCCUCAGUGAUGUACACUCUGGUCACACCUAUGCUGAAUCCCUUCAUCUACAGUCUGCGGAAUAAAGACAUAAAGGGGGCUCUGAAAAGGUUCUUUGGGAUGGCAGCUAUAAAAGGGCCAACUUGCCUGUGGUUGAAGAAGAGUACAUGA
Molecule: messenger RNA, 969 nt
Organism: Hippopotamus amphibius kiboko
Lineage: Eukaryota; Metazoa; Chordata; Mammalia; Artiodactyla; Hippopotamidae
Product: olfactory receptor 7A17-like
Exons: 1
Coding region: 1-969 (322 amino acids)
Biological process (GO): G protein-coupled receptor signaling pathway
Cellular component (GO): membrane
Molecular function (GO): G protein-coupled receptor activity; olfactory receptor activity
Source: RefSeq, a predicted model, not a curated record